AUAAAUUUCCAAACGAAACAAUCAGCAGCAAGGUUUCAACCCUGAUCGGCUCAGAGCUCUGUCAGUCAGUAUUGAAGGCGACCCAGUUUUUAUUAUUCCACGCUGUAUCGAUUUUGAUGAUGGCAGCAGUUUUGGCCAAUAGAUUUUAAACAACCGACACGGGACAAUCUUAAUGGUUCGUACUUGUGGGUUUAGUUUGUCGCGAACCGUCGCGUAAAUAACUUCACCUACCUGCCGAAUUCAAGUUCUUAUUUGAGGAAACUCCACAACUAAGUACCAUCUGGCGUCUGCGUUAUAACCUUCACCUGUCCCGUGCCGAAACCAUGGGGUUCGGUCCACUCGAAAGCCAAUACACGCGCAUGCGCAUCAUGCUGACGCGCCCCACAAGCGCACUGAUUUUGCUAAUACUGGACGCCUGCAUCUGGCUCCAGCGCACGGACGUGGUCGAUUAUCGGAACCGCGUGCAGGACAUCCCGUCCCAGUUCAUCUACGACGUGUACGACUUUGUGGUGAUCGGUGGCGGAAGUGCGGGAGCGGCAGCAGCCGCCCGUCUCUCGGAGGUGUGCGAUUGGAACGUGCUGCUGCUCGAAGCCGGCACUGACGAAUCGUUUCUCAGCGAUCUUCCCUACCUGUAUCCAGCGCUACAGAAGGGCCCACUCGAUUGGCAGUUUGAAACGGAACCGAACGAACGCUUCUGUCAGGGUAUGCGCGGCAAUCGGUGCAGCUGGCCACGCGGCAAAGUGCUUGGCGGGAGUUCCGUGUUGAACGCGAUGAUGUACGUGCGCGGCCACCCGGAAGAUUACGACGAGUGGGCCCGGUUCGGUAACAGGGGCUGGAGCUGGCAAGAUGUGCUGCCGUACUUUGUGAAGAUGGAAAAUGUGCGUGACCCGAACAUUGCCGGCCGCCCGUACCACGGUACGACGGGCCCAAUGACGGUGGAGCUGAUCCGCAACCGGUCCGCGCUGCAGCCAAUGUUUCUGCAGGCGGCCCAAGAGCUCGGCAUGAAGCUGGCGGAUGAAGUGAACGGACCCGACCAGCUGGUGUUUGCACCACUGCACGGUUCCAUCCGCGACGGGUUGCGGUGCAGCACCGCCAAGGCGUAUUUGCGACCGAUUGGAAAUCGCAAGAAUUUGCACAUCUCGAUGAACUCUAUGGUGGAGCGGAUACUGAUCGAUCCGAAGGAUCGGCGUGCCUACGGUGUAGUGUUUCGCAAAGGCAACCGGCGGCAGUUCGUGCUGGUGACGAAGGAGAUCGUCCUAUCCGCGGGCGCACUGAACAGCCCGCAUCUGCUGAUGCUGUCCGGAGUGGGGCCACGCGAUCAGCUGCAGCGGCACGGCAUUCGCGUGAUCCACGAGCUACCCGGCGUUGGGCAGAACCUGCAGGAUCACGUUGCCGCCGGGGGUGGCGUGUUUUUGAUCCAAAACCCGACCGGAAGCGCACCGCUCUCGAUACGCCUGGUGGAAGUGAACGAAGUUUCGGUGGCACGCGACUUUCUGUUUCGGAACCAGGGCCGGCUGCUGUCGAUGCCGUCCUGCGAGGUGAUGGGGUUUAUCAACACCAAGUACAACAAGCCGGGCAGCCGGCGGGGCGAUGUGCAAAUUUUCAUGUCCGCUCAAUCGGAUAUCUCGGACGGUGGCACCGAGGGACAGGCUGGCGCCGGUCUCACCUACGAAUACUAUGCGCGCAACUUUGAGUCGUGGGUGUACCACGAUUCCUUUCUGAUCAUGCCACUGCUGAUGCACCCAGAGAGUCGCGGCUGGCUCGAGCUACCCAGUGCCAAUCCAAUGGAUAAGAUCAAAAUCUAUCCCAACUAUUUUGCGGUCGAGCGGGAUCUGGACAUUUUGGUCGAAGGGCUCAAGUUUGGCGUGCGCGUUGCUGAGACGUCCGUGAUGAGGAAGAUCAACGCAACGUUCAUUUACGAUGCAGAGCACGGUGACACGUGCAACGGACAGGUCGGUGACGCUUUCUUCAAGUGUCUCAUACAGCAUUACUCGCAAACGAUCUAUCACCCGUCAGGCACCGCCAAGAUGGGACCAGCGACCGAUCCGAUGGCGGUGGUCGAUGAUCAGCUACGGGUACACGGUAUAGGAGGGCUGCGCGUUGUAGACGCUAGCAUAAUGCCGAAGAUAACAACAGGAAAUACAAACGCACCGACCAUCAUGAUAGCGGAACGGGCUGCCGACCUGAUCAAGUACGCACAUCUGCCGGCCCUGGCACGCGAAGAACACUAUCGGCAGUGCGCUAGUAUCGACUACCAGUAUCACCCGUCCACCAGCAACACAGUGACGAAGGUUAUAAAAAGUUCCAAAAAAGUUCCAUAACAUGCAAUCGUAUUUAUCGUUUAGUUACGGUGAUCUGCAAGGUUCUUCUACUAUUUUACUAGUACAAUAUCACUCACAAGAUUAAUCGUAUGUGCACGAUCCACUCGAUGAAUCUUUCAUUAGCCAUUAGUUAGAGCUUGUUAAGUAAGUCGCAAUUCUUAAAACCUAAAAUAGAAUUAGCCGAUUGCGACAAGUCUAUCUGUUUACAUGGAUUAUCAGUUUCGUGGAACUGAUAAUCAGCGGCGUCUUCCUGAUUGCAAUCACAAAUGGCAAUUAUCGCUUUGACACAAUUGGCGUAAAUAUUUAUUUAGUUCAAUCUAAAAGCAAAAUCGGUUAAAGCGAAUAAGUGCAGGUAUAGAAAAAGGUAGAAUUUAUGAUCUGUUGCACUCCAAAUUCAAAAGAGGGCUUAUUUGUUUGGGCUCAAUUGUGUUCCAUGUACUUGUGUCUUUAGAUGACGCAACAUUGUUACAGGUUUCAAGUAGGAACAGAAAAAAACUCGCCAACAAUCGAUGCAAAAUUUGUUUAUUUUUUUAUAUUUAACACUAGUCCGAACUACAUUGCCAAUAAUGUGGUAGUUGCGGACGAAUAACACGCAAAAGAAUACAUGAAAUAAAUAAAAAAAAACGACGCUAAAUUAAAACUCGUAUGACCGAC
Molecule: messenger RNA, 2975 nt
Organism: Anopheles coluzzii
Lineage: Eukaryota; Metazoa; Arthropoda; Insecta; Diptera; Culicidae
Product: glucose dehydrogenase [FAD, quinone]
Exons: 2
Coding region: 324-2321 (665 amino acids)
Molecular function (GO): oxidoreductase activity, acting on CH-OH group of donors; flavin adenine dinucleotide binding
Source: RefSeq, a predicted model, not a curated record